UCUUUACUUGUUUUUUCUACAAUCUCUUCUGACUCAUACCUAAAUGAGCUUUACUUAUAUAUUUGCGCACCAGCCGUUUGUCAUUUUUACUUUUCCUUCUCCCAUUUUACAAAAUUUUCCACCCAUUCUAUUUCCUCCCUUAUUUCUCUUAUUUUCACACAUUUGCGCAUGCAUUUCGUCUUUUUAUUGCUUAUUUUAGCCUUUUAUGUCCUUCAAAAAAUCCAUUUUUU
Messenger RNA from Meloidogyne enterolobii, 230 nucleotides. The record is from the annotation of a GenBank genome assembly. NCBI's taxonomy places the organism in Eukaryota, Metazoa, Nematoda, Chromadorea, Rhabditida, Meloidogynidae.